AUCUAUCCCAACGACGAUGAAAAGACCUAGACAUUUACAUUCAUUCAUAAAACGUCUAUCUGAACGUUGACAAGAUAAACAACAGAAAACUAUAUACAGCUGGAGGAAAAUGGCGGACAGUCGUCAACUGCCAUGGGCGUAUCAUAAUCGGGUAAAAUUUGUAUUGCCACGCCUAUGAUAUGAAAACAUAACCUUACUUACCGAUGGAAUGAUAAAUUGGCCGAUUCUGGAUUACUGCUGUUUAUCUUGCACACAUAACACGAUCGCACCAUUGUUCAACAGGUAACAGUUCAAUAUCACUAACAAACUUAUGUCAAAUAGCACAAAAAUAAUGAUUUGUGAAAAUCCACAACUCAAGCAUAAAAUACGCACUUUAUAGUAUCGUAAAAUGUCCAUUCAUAAGAAAAAUGCGACGUUGCCAAUGUCGACUGAAGCUCUGUGACUGAAGGAAAUCUCUUUCCAAUUCGCUAACGGUAAAUUCAAUACGAAAAUAGUUCACUUUUCUACUUUUCACUAUUGCUUAUGCAGAUUUUCAAGAAUGUUAACAAUUUUAUUAUUUUCAUGAGUCCAAAUAGCUGGUUUACACGAUGAAAUAUUUGUUUGAGGUUUGUUUACUACCAGAACACCAUGAUAGCGAAACUCCGACGACUACAGAUGCAUGUGAGGAGGACGGUGGGCAAACUACCGUGGAACCCGAUAAUGAUGACUUAACAGAAGAUGAUGAGACCUCAUCAAGCGGCCAAGAUGCAACGACCGACGACGACGAAAUUAACGAAGAUGACGUCGGCUACGACUUUAAUGACUUUGAUCUUCAAUGA
Messenger RNA from Acanthoscelides obtectus, 818 nucleotides. The record is from the annotation of a GenBank genome assembly. Lineage: Eukaryota; Metazoa; Arthropoda; Insecta; Coleoptera; Chrysomelidae.